AUGGCUUCUUCGGUAGCGCUGCCUCGAAACGACAGCAGUGACGACCCCCGGACCCCCCAGACCCCGGCUCAAAAUAAGAGGCACCCUGCUCCUCGCAAUGGCAGAAAACAGCCCAGAGCAAACUGGUUUGUGAGGCUGUUUAGGUCAUUGUUUCGCUACAGAAAAACGACAUUGACGUUUUUGACACUCCUUGUUGUGGUUGCCACCGUGUUCCUCACAAACUUGGACUUGUCGUUGGAAUCCUCGGUUUCGUUGCCAACUGACCCCCAGGAGAAGCAGAUAUUGGAUUCCCUGUGGCUCCAUCUCCAGGUUAUCGCCAGAAAGAAACACACCUACACGUCGAAGGCCAAUGACGAGGUCCACGAUUAUCUCGAGAAAACUGUGAAGGAAUUGGUCGCUCGGAAGGAGUGGGCCGAGCACGAAAAUGACUUGGAUGGUGAAAACAGAAUCAUGUACCUGUCUCCACUGGCCAAGGGCAAACUUGUUACGUACUACGAGAGUAACAACGUGCUCGCACGUAUCAACGGUACCAAUCCUUCGUUGCCGGCGCUCUUGCUUAGUGCACAUUUUGACUCGGUGCCUUCCUCCUACGGUGUGACUGAUGACGGAAUGGGAAUUGCGUCUCUCUUGGGUGUGCUCGACUACUUGACCUCCCACAAGACCAACCAGCCCGAAAGAACUGUCAUCUUCAACUUCAACAACAACGAGGAGUUUGGCUUGUACGGCGCCGAGGCCUUCUUGUUCCAUCCUUGGUACAAGCAGACAAAGUACUUCCUCAAUUUGGAAGGCACUGGCGCUGGUGGUAAGGCAAUUCUCUUCCGUGGUACAGACCACGGUGUCUUGUCUCUCUACAACGCCGUGAGAUACCCUUACGCCUCGUCCAUCUUCCAACAGGGGUUCAAUAACGGCCUUGUGCACAGCGACACAGAUUUCACCGUGUACCAACAAAAGGGCCAUUUGAGAGGUCUUGAUGUUGCCUUCCACAAGCCCAGAAACUUAUACCACACAACCAGAGACAGCGUGGCCAGCGUCAGCAUUUUGUCGCAGUGGCACAUGUUGUCUACUGCCCUUGACUUCACCAAGGAAGUGGCUUUCAAACUGAUCGGCUUGGACUCCGACCCGGAGAGUCAAAUGGAACCAGCAGGCUUCACCUCGAUCUUCAACAACUACAUCCUCAUCUCCAUGAAUACCGUGUUUAUUCUCAACAUUGUUCUCUUGGUGAUUGCGCCUUUGGUGAGCAUUCCAUUGGUAUUUUUCAUCUUCAGAUACAAGAAGAACUGGGAUGUCAAUUUUGUCAAUGUGAUCAAGCUUCCUAUCUCGGUCGUUUUGUCUGCCAUUCUUUUGAACUUCAUUACUGACGUGAUCCUCGUCCCCAUCAACCCAUUCUUCAUGAACAACUCAAAAGAUCUGUUUGUGUUUACGUUGUUUUCGCUCUUCUUGCUUCUCAACUACGGCUUUUUGAAUGGUUUGAAUGCGAUUUUGAGACCUUUCAAGGGCCACUUCCAUGACGAGAAGCUCAUCAGUAUUAUUGAAAUCUCAUUUUUCACCUGGAUCGGUUUGCUUUACUCGACUAUCAAAAUCCGCUCAUCGUCGGAUCACACCGGAGAGAUCCACGUGGGCUUUAUUUUCUUCCUUCAGGCCUUGGCUGCUAUCAUUGGAUUGCUCGGAUGGAACUUCAAGAGGUCUCCAAAGCCAAAGGGCACUGAGGAGGAGUCUGCUCCACUCUUGGGUACCUCGAACGAGCACCACGAUCAGGAAUACGAGAGAAAUCAGAGAAACUACGGUUCUCAAGAUGACGUCUCUGUGGGCUCCUCUUUGUCGUUGGGUUCAGGUUUCUCAGAGCAGUGCGAGGUCCACGAGACCAAGUCCUUCAGUUAUGACUGGUUGAUCCAGUUCUUGAUUGUUGUCCCGCUUUCCUCCUACCUAAUUUACAGCAACGGUGAGCUUAUGCUUGCUAGCUUUGAUAAGAUGUUCCAGGAGUAUUUGGAGGGACAAGUUGUAUUUUACAUUUUUGCCCAGGCGCUCGCUAUAUUCUGGGCAGCACCCUUCUUGCCAUUCAUUUUCAAGGUCAACAGAAUUGUCGUUUUACUCCUUGCCGGAACUUUGGCUUAUGGCGUGUUGAGGUUCAACCUUACCGAUCCUUUCGACCAGGCCAACCCCCUCAAGUUGAGAUUCUUGGAGACUCUCGACUUGAAUACCACCCCCGUCAGAGAUACCGUCAAGGUCUUUGGUCGUGAGGACCCUAUUGUCGAGAACAUCUUGAAGGACAUACCUUCUGUCAAGCAAAACGACCUCAAGGUAGUGACAAACUCCAUUGAGAAUGGCAUUUCCCGCUACGAAUACCCCUCCACAUGGGACCCCAUUCUCGCACCAGGCGUCAAGGACGUGCAAGACUACUUGACCAUUGACGUGCUUAAGAAUUCGUCCUCCGAGACGAGCUCGCCAUUCGGUUUGCUCACGGGAGAGAUCCGUCUUCUCACACCUAAAAACAGAAAUUGCCGUAUUGAUUUCAAUGUCUCAGACUCGGUGACCGAGAUCUUUGAUGCCAGACCACAGGAUUCGCCUGUCAGAACAGCUAUCGUGUAUCGGGAAGGCGCAGACAAGAAUAGCUCCACGCCAGCCUACCUAAUUAACGGCGUUCCUGCUGGAUUCUCGAGAGAUGCUGACGGCAAUUACUUGUACAAGAGUUAUGCUGGUAUUCAAACCAUCCAGUUGAACAAGCUUGACUGGGACAAGGAGUACCACUUGGCGUUCCAGUGGGUUCCUGACGUGGUUGACACGAACGAGGUGGAUGCUUCGAAGGUGACGGUCAAGAAACUUGGCAUCAAUGUGGAGUGCUACUGGAGUGAGACUGGCUAUAUCGCCGACAAAAAGGAAGAUGUGAAGGAGAGAAUACCCGCUUUUGAUGAGCUUCUUCACUACUCACCCAACUGGGUCAGCUGGGCCAACAGAGAGCGUGGCUUGGUGUCGGUUACGAGGUAUGUCGAGAUUUAA
Molecule: messenger RNA, 2994 nt
Organism: Candidozyma duobushaemuli
Lineage: Eukaryota; Fungi; Ascomycota; Pichiomycetes; Serinales; Metschnikowiaceae
Exons: 1
Coding region: 1-2994 (997 amino acids)
Biological process (GO): proteolysis
Molecular function (GO): metalloexopeptidase activity
Source: RefSeq, a predicted model, not a curated record